AUGAGUGAGGAUAGGAAGAAAGAUGUGCUUAAAUUUUUCAAAGUCGCUUCUGAGAGUGAAAUUAUCAAUCGGUACCCAUCGUUUGGUGAAACUCUGGCGCAUAACAUCAUUCUCAAACGUCAAAAUGCCCCACUGAAACGCCUCCGCGACAUUUGGAAUUUGGGAGCUGUUCGGGAGGUACUACUUUCAGACUGUGGUAUGGUUAUUGAUGACAAUAUCAAGGAUGAACAAGUAAUAAAUGAGCAACUCCCUCAACCUCGCUCUGUGUCGGCAAAUACACGGCCUAUCCCAGUGGCUACACAUUAUCCCUCGGCACCUCCACUACCACAGUUGCCACCAGCAGACCAUGACGUCAUAGAACUCUUCCGGACUCUCAAAGAUAUGGGUCUGGUUGAAAGAUGGACGAAGUAUAUUAGUGAUUCGGAUAUCCUCACCACCAAUGAUGCCCUGCCCUCCAACACCUAUCGACUGGCCACGUGGAACCUGGAUCGUUUCACUUUGGCAAAGGCCAGACACUCCGGAUUUCGGGAAGCUAUUUGCCUCACUAUUCUCUCCAAUCAAUUCGAUCUCAUCGCCUUCCAGGAAGUGGUUGAACCCGAGUCAGUUCAAUUGUUGGUGAACGAGUUGAAUGACCCUGUGCUGCCGAUGAUAAGGGGGUGGAUUGCGGUGAACCAAGCUAAAUAUGGCUCCUACAAGGCCUUCUCAUCGAGUGAUAAGACGGGGCGAACCUUUCAGGCCGUGGAGUAUUCUUCUAUCCUCUACCGUUCCGAUCGUGUGCAAGCUAUCUCCUCACGUGUUCUGUCCGCCAGUGGGAAGUUUUCGCGGCUGCCUUUUUUGAGCAAAUUUAAGCUGGGAUCGAGCACUCUUAUGCUCACCUCGGUUCACCUCAGAGCACCGGGUUUAGAGGACACUCAUUUAGAGAAGAAUGCUGAAGAAGUUGCCUGCCUUGCUGACUUUGUCGAUGCGAUAAUGGACACUCUUUCAGACAAAAUCUACUAUGUCAUCUUAGGCGAUUUCAACAUGGAUCCUGGCAAUAAGGCUUUCGACGCUUUGCGUUCCCGCGGACUGGUCAGCACACUGCCGACAGCCUGCGCAACAAUGGCGAGUGCAGUAGAGCGAGGCGCGGGCAUCGGUCAAAGACAGGGGGAUUCACGAGUGCCGUGCCUAGACAAUGCAUGGCUCUGUCCCAACCUUCUAGCCUCAGAGGUAGACGAGGGCUCGGGGGGAUUGAAAUUUACGGGCGUCAGCGCUGUAGUGAUCCCAUCCCGCCACCCUCUCAUUCCCCUCCCCGACUUCUCUGACGGAUGUGGACGACCCAGCAACCACUGCCCCGUCUACUUUGAUCUGGCUUCCUACAGUACUUCCCUGAAAACGGAAAAAGACAGCGCCCUCGGUCUUGGUAUUCGGUCCCUCAAGGGCAUCCCCGUUGAUCCUUCACUGGGCGGCCUGGCCCCCGGGGCAUACUUCGGACCACGCAGGGGUCUCCGCUAUCCUAUCUUCGCCGAGCGGCCUGGCCUCUAG
Messenger RNA from Echinococcus granulosus, 1521 nucleotides. Its product is annotated as Endonuclease/exonuclease/phosphatase family domain-containing protein. The transcript has 10 exons. The record is from RefSeq and is a predicted model, not a curated record. The coding region runs from base 1 to 1521 and encodes 506 amino acids. Gene Ontology annotation, molecular function: catalytic activity. Lineage: Eukaryota; Metazoa; Platyhelminthes; Cestoda; Cyclophyllidea; Taeniidae.